Lemur catta (Ring-tailed lemur) is the source of this 8178-nucleotide messenger RNA. RefSeq names its product phosphatidylinositol-4-phosphate 3-kinase catalytic subunit type 2 alpha (gene PIK3C2A). Gene Ontology annotation, biological process: phosphatidylinositol-3-phosphate biosynthetic process; cell migration; phosphatidylinositol 3-kinase/protein kinase B signal transduction. The transcript has 33 exons. The record is from RefSeq and is a predicted model, not a curated record. Gene Ontology annotation, cellular component: plasma membrane; phosphatidylinositol 3-kinase complex; cytoplasm. Gene Ontology annotation, molecular function: 1-phosphatidylinositol-3-kinase activity; phosphatidylinositol binding; 1-phosphatidylinositol-4-phosphate 3-kinase activity. Bases 214 to 5280 code for a protein of 1688 amino acids. Lineage: Eukaryota; Metazoa; Chordata; Mammalia; Primates; Lemuridae.
CCGGCCGGAAGUGACGUGCGUGCUUGGCUGGCCGUGGAGUCGGCCGAAGCUGUCCGCGGCGGCUGAGCCAGCUGAGGGGAAAAUGGCUCGGACUGUGGCGGCUGCAGCGUCUCAGGUUGUGGUGGAGGCGGAGGCUCAGGCAGUGUGAGGUCUUGCUAUUUUGGAAGCUACAAGAAAAAUAGAUUAGGGAAAGGUUUGGUCUUUUUAGUGGACAUGGCUCAGAUAUCCAGCAACAAUGGAUUUAAACAAUGUUCAUCUUCACAUCUGGAACCAACAAGAACAAAAGAUGUGGACAAAGAAGAAGCAUUACAGAUGGAAGCAGAGGCUUUAGCAAAACUGCAAAAGGAUAGACAAGUGACUGACAAUCAGAGAGGCUUUGAGUUGUCAAGCAGCACCAGACAAAAAGCACAAGUUUAUAACAAACAGGAUUAUGAUCUCAUGGUGUUUCCUGAAUCAGAUUCCCAAAAAAGAGCAGUAGAUAUUGAUGUAGAAAAGCUUACCCAAGCUGAACUUGAGAAACUAUUGCUGGAUGACAAUUUUGAGACUACAAGAACACCUGUAUUGCCAGUUACUCCCGUUCUGAGCCCUUCGUUUUCAGCACAGCUCUAUCUGAGACCUACUAUUCAGAGAGGACAGUGGCCACCUGGAUUAUCUGGGCCUUCCACUUAUACUUUGCCUUCUAUUUAUCCUUCAACUUACACUAAACAGGCUGCAUUCCAGAAUGGCUUCAAUCCAAGAAUGCCUGCUUUUCCAUCUACAGAACCUAUAUAUUUAAGUCUUCCAGGACAGUCUUCAUAUUUUUCAUAUCCCUUGACACCCACCACACCCUUUCAUCCACAAGGAAGCUUACCUAUCUAUCGUCCAGUAGUCAGUCCUGACAUGGCAAAACUGUUUGACAAAAUAGCUAGUACAUCAGAAUUUUUAAAGAAUGGGAGAGCAAGGACUGAUUUGGAGAUAACAAAUUCAAAAACUACAGUCAGCAAUCUACAGGUAUCUCCAAACUCUGAGGAUAUCAGUAAGUUUGACUGGUUAGACCUGGAUCCACUAAGUAAGCCUAAGGUGGACAAUGUGGAAGUAUUAGACCACGAAGAAGAAAAAAGUGUUCCAAGUUUGCUAGUAGAGGAUCCUUGGGAUGCUGUUCUUCUUGAAGAGAGAUCACCAGCAAGUUUUCACCUUGAAAGAAAGGUGAAUGGAAAAUCCCUUUCUGGGGCAACUGUAACAAGAAGCCAGUCUUUAAAUAUUCCAACAACUCAGCUUACAAAAGUCCAGGGCCAAAUAUCUCAGAAAGACCCAAAUGGGACCAGUAGUUUGCCAACUGUAAGUUCUCUUCUACAAGAAAUCGAUGUACAGAACGAGGAGGUGGCAGCUUUUUGUCAAUCCAUUACAAAAUUGAAGACCAAAUUUCCAUAUACCAAUCAUUGCACAAAUCGAGGCUAUUUGUUAAGUCCAGUCACAGUGCAAAGAAGCAUAUGUGGAGAAAAUGCUAGUGUGAAAGUCUCCAUUGAAAUUGAAGGAUUUCAACUACCAGUUACUUUUACAUGUGAUGUGAGUUCUACUGUAGAAAUCAUUAUAAUGCAAGCCCUUUGCUGGGUACAUGAUGACUUGAAUCAAGUAGAUGUUGGCAGCUAUGUUCUGAAAGUUUGUGGUCAAGAGGAAGUGCUACAGAAUAACCAUUGUCUUGGAAGUCAUGAACAUAUUCAAAACUGUCGAAAAUGGGACACAGAGAUUAGACUACAACUCUUGACCUUCAGUGCCAUGUGCCAAAAUCUGGCCCGAAUAGCAGAAGAUGAUUCAACACCUGUGGAUUUGAACAAACACCUACAUCAAAUAGAAAAACCUUAUAAAGAAGUCAUAACAAGACACCCUGUUGAAGAACUCUUAGAUUCUUAUCACAACCAAGUGGAGUUGGCUCUUCAAAUUGAAAACCAGCACCGAGCAGUAGAUCAAGUAAUUAAAGCUGUAAGAAAAAUCUGUAGUGCUUUAGAUGGUGUAGAGACUCUUGCCAUUACAGAAUCAGUAAAGAAGCUAAAGAGAGCCGUUAAUCUUCCAAAGAGUAAAACUGCUGAUAUGACUUCAUUGUCUGGAGGAGGAGAUACUAGCCAGAGUUCAAUUCGGGGCUCACUGAAUCCUGAAAAUCCUGUUCAAGUAAGCAUGGACCAAUUAACUGCAGCAAUUUAUGAUCUUCUCAGACUCCAUGCAAAUUCUGGUAGGAGUCCUGCAGACUGUGCCCAAAGUAACAGGAACAUCAAAGAAGCAUGGACUACAACAGAACAGCUCCAGUUUACUAUUUUUGCUGCACAUGGAAUUUCAAGUAACUGGGUAUCAAAUUAUGAAAAAUACUACUUGAUAUGCUCCCUGUCUCACAAUGGAAAGGAUCUUUUUAAACCUAUUCAAUCAAAGAAGGUUGGCACUUAUAAGAAUUUCUUCUAUCUUAUUAAAUGGGAUGAACUAAUUAUUUUUCCCAUCCAGAUAUCACAAUUACCAUUAGAAUCACUUCUUCACCUUACUCUUUUUGGAAUUUUAAAUCAGAGCAGUGGAAGUUCCCCUGAUUGUAAUAAGCAGAGAAAGGGGCCAGAAGCUUUGGGCAAAGUUUCUUUACCUCUGUUUGACUUUAAACGGUUUUUAACUUGUGGAACUAAACUUCUAUACCUUUGGACUUCAUCACCUACAAAUUCUAUUCCUGGAACAGUCCCCAAAAAAGGAUACGUCAUGGAAAGAAUAGUGUUGCAGGUUGAUUUUCCUUCUCCUACAUUUGAUAUUAUUUAUACAACUCCUCAAUUUGACAGAAGCAUUAUACAGCAACACAACUUAGAAACACUGGAAAAUGAUAUAAAGGGAAAACUUCUUGAUAUUCUUCACAGGGAUUCAUCACUUGGACUUUCUAAAGAGGAUAAAGCUUUUUUGUGGGAGAAACGUUAUUAUUGCCUCAAAUACCCAAAUUGUCUUCCUAAAAUACUAGCAAGUGCCCCAAACUGGAAAUGGGUUAAUCUUGCCAAAACUUACUCAUUGCUUCACCAGUGGCCUCCAUUGUACCCAUUGACUGCAUUGGAACUUCUUGAUUCAAAAUUUGCUGAUCAGGAGGUGAGAUCUCUAGCUGUGACCUGGAUCGAGGCCAUUACUGAUGAUGAGCUAACAGAUCUUCUUCCACAGUUUGUGCAGGCUUUGAAAUAUGAAAUUUACUUGAAUAGUUCAUUAGUGCGCUUCCUUCUGUCCAGAGCAUUGGGAAAUAUCCAGAUAGCACACAAUUUAUAUUGGCUUCUUAAGGAUGCCCUGCAUGAUGCACAAUUUGGUACCCGGUAUGAACAUGUUUUGGGUGCUCUCCUCUCGGUAGGAGGAAAAGGACUCAGAGAAGAACUUUUAAAGCAGACGAAACUCGUACAGCUUUUAGGAGGAGUAGCGGAAAAAGUAAGGCAGGCUAGUGGAUCAGCCAGACAGGUUGUCCUCCAAAGGAGUAUGGAACGAGUCCAGUCCUUUUUUCUGAGAAGUAAAUGCCGUCUCCCUCUCAAGCCAAGUCUAGUGGCAAAAGAAUUAAAUAUUAAGUCAUGUUCCUUCUUUAGUUCUAAUGCUGUGCCCCUAAAAGUCACGAUGGUGAAUGCUGACCCUAUGGGGGAAGAAAUUAAUGUUAUGUUUAAGGUUGGCGAAGAUCUUAGGCAAGAUAUGUUAGCUUUACAGAUGAUAAAGAUUAUGGAUAAGAUCUGGCUUAAAGAAGGACUAGAUCUGAGGAUGGUAAUUUUCAAAUGUCUCUCAACUGGCAGAGAUCGAGGCAUGGUGGAGCUAGUUCCUGCUUCAGAUACCCUCAGGAAAAUCCAAGUGGAAUAUGGUGUGACAGGAUCCUUUAAAGAUAAACCACUUGCAGAGUGGCUGAGGAAAUACAAUCCCUCUGAAGAAGAAUAUGAAAAGGCUUCAGAGAAUUUUAUCUAUUCUUGUGCUGGAUGCUGUGUGGCCACCUAUGUGUUAGGCAUCUGUGAUCGACACAAUGACAAUAUAAUGCUUCGAAGCACAGGACACAUGUUUCACAUUGACUUUGGAAAGUUUUUGGGCCAUGCACAGAUGUUUGGUAGCUUUAAAAGGGAUCGGGCUCCUUUUGUGCUGACUUCUGAUAUGGCGUAUGUCAUUAAUGGGGGUGAAAAACCCACCAUCCGUUUCCAGUUGUUUGUGGACCUCUGCUGUCAGGCCUACAACUUGAUAAGAAAGCAAACAAACCUCUUUCUUAACCUCCUUUCACUGAUGAUUCCUUCAGGGUUACCAGAACUUACAAGUAUUCAAGAUUUGAAGUAUGUUAGAGAUGCACUUCAACCCCAAACUACAGAUGCAGAAGCUACCAUUUUCUUUACUAGGCUGAUUGAGUCAAGUUUGGGAAGCAUUGCCACAAAGUUUAACUUCUUCAUUCACAACCUUGCUCAGCUUCGUUUUUCUGGUCUUCCUUCUAAUGAUGAGCCCAUCCUUUCAUUUUCACCCAAAACAUACUCCUUUAGACAAGAUGGUCGAAUCAAGGAAGUCUCUGUUUUCACAUAUCAUAAGAAAUACAACCCAGAUAAACAUUAUAUUUAUGUAGUCCGAAUUUUGAGGGAAGGACAGCUCGAACCAUCAUUUGUCUUCCGGACAUUUGACGAGUUUCAGGAACUUCACAAUAAGCUCAGUAUUAUUUUUCCACUUUGGAAGUUACCAGGCUUUCCCAAUAGGAUGGUUCUAGGAAGAACACAUAUAAAAGAUGUAGCAGCCAAAAGGAAAAUUGAGUUAAACAGUUAUUUACAGAGUUUGAUGAGUGCUUCAAUGGAUGUAGCAGAGUGUGAUCUUGUUUGUACUUUUUUCCACCCUUUACUUCGUGAUGAGAAAGCUGAAGGAAUAGCUAGGUCUGCAGAUGCAGGUCCCUUCAGUCCUACUCCAGGUCAAAUAGGAGGAGCGGUGAAAUUAUCUGUUUCUUACCGAAAUGGUACUCUUUUCAUCAUGGUGAUGCACAUCAAAGAUCUUGUUACUGAAGAUGGGGCUGACCCAAAUCCAUAUGUCAAAACAUACCUACUUCCAGAUACCCACAAAACAUCCAAACGUAAAACCAAAAUUUCACGAAAAACUAGGAAUCCAACAUUCAAUGAAAUGCUUGUGUACAGUGGAUAUAGCAAAGAAACCCUAAGACAGAGAGAACUGCAACUAAGUGUACUCAGUGCAGAAUCACUGCGGGAGAAUUUUUUCUUGGGUGGAAUAACCCUGCCUUUGAAGGAUUUCAACUUGAGCAAAGAGACUGUUAAGUGGUAUCAGCUGACUGCUGCAACUUACUUGUAAACCAGUGAAUUUCUGAGCUUUGGAAGCAAGAACAGUUAUAAACAUGUGUGCGCACAUGCACACAUACACACUUAUGAACUUUGUAUAGUAUUUUUAUACUUGGACAGAAAUUAUAAAGUUAAUAUACUUGCUGCAUUUCAACACAUCUGUUGGACCAAGAGUCACAUAACUAACCUUUAUGAAUUUUUGAAAGCCAUUGCUGUUUUAAAGUCAUUAUACUGAAUACUACAAACCCUAAACUUAUAUGUAAGUCCUGAAAAAGACUUUGAGACAGUACUAUAUCAGUUCAGCCACCUAUUUUGCAUCGUUUCCUAUAUGGACAUAGCAUAAUUGUUUUCCUUUUAUGCACCUUUUACAGUCUUUACCACUGUGUAUGUUCACAAACACCAAAGUAAAGGAAAGAUGCAGGAUGUUACCAUAAAAUGCAGCUGCUAUUCACAGGGCUGAAAAGCAAAGCACAAAUAGUAGAUAGCUAGUUAAGAACUACUAACUAGUUUAUAGAAGUAGGGAAGAAAUAAUAUUGCUUUUUAUUCAUGUCUUUGAAGCCUUUGUCAGAAUAAGUGCCAAUCACUGAAGUUGUAAAUAAUGGUGCCUUAACUUUUUAUGCUUCCCUGGCACUUCAUUUCUGACUUUUUUCCUGAUUUGAUAAAUGAUUAGUAAGUAGUUUUCACUCACUUUCAGCUUACUAAACAAGAAAUUAUGUACAUAUACUAGUAUUUUUUCCCCCACAAAAAGAUCAUUUUCUCUACUUCUGAUGUGUGACUUAGUUAUUUAAACAAUCAAGCCAUUUGCUUUAAGUUCUUGUUGCCCAGUACCUAAACAAGAUUCAUCAAUGUAGUUAUACACUAAAUUCCAUCAUUCCAUUAUAACCCUAUAUUUAUUCCCAGGGCUGUUGAAGUGAAAUUUGGUCAUUUCACCUCUAUAUGUCUAUACUCCACUCCCUCAGUAACAAGUGAAAAUUAUUCACCUGUGUGCCCAUUCCUGAGUAGGGCAGACUAUUCACAAGAGACCCAGGACAAGAAUUUUAGUGUCCAGACUGAAUUUUAAUAUAGACCCUUAUGGAAAUUUGUCAUGUAAACUGUCUUACUUACAUUUGUAAACAUUGUACAUUCACAUGAAAGAAUUAUUUUUCUUAAUAUAAUGGGAUUCAGAAUCAUAAGAGAUAGGAUUGCAAUUAUUCUAUAAUAACCAUUGAGAAUAUUAAUUUUUAUUAAUCAACUUUAGACAUGUUUGUUUAAUUUGGGUUAAAACAUAUAUAUAUAUGAAUGAAAUAGAAACUCUCAUGGUUAGAAUAGAAAUUUAGAUACUUUUUAAAUGGUAAUAGAGAUUGUAGCAAACUGGUUGCUGUGAGAAAACUGAUAAAAUACACAAUGAAGAGUACCAAGAGAGAAAGGACAAUCUCAAUUCAGUUGCCUAGCAUAGAAUUUUUAUGAACCGUGCAAAUGUUUAAUGUAAAUGGUGAUACCUGCAGAGCAGAAAUAGAAGAGUUGAUGAGAAUGUAUCAGUUGGACAGAUUAGAGAAAAAAAAAAACUUGAAAUUUUUGGUGCCUAACACUAAUGGUCCAUUUGUAGUUAAACCUAUGAGUAUGAUAUAUGUCUUUUUUUAAUGUUAAAAUGUGUUGUCUAUUUAAUAAGUUAAUUAAAAUGCAGAUCAAAGCACCACCAUUUGCUUUUUCCUCAUACAGUUAACAUUUCCUUAAGGUGUGUAAGUAGCUUUGCAAAUGCACUAGAAAUUUUCACUUAAGCUUUUGAGACCUAAUUCCAUUCCAUGAGUUGUCACUUAGCCACUGUUAAAAAAAAAAAAAAAAAGUACUGUCUUGGUAAACGGUCAUUGUCAAUUGGACUCAACAUGUACUGCCUUUUUACAGUCUGUUACAGCAGUGUCUUAGCACAAAUAAUAGAGCCUAGAAUAUGUGAUGUCACUUUUUAAUAAGAAAUCUGGAUUCAUAUCUAAAAGUGUAUAUUAUGAUUAAUACUGUACAGUUAAGAGUUCAGAACAAGUGGUAAUGUUUUCUCUUAAUUUAACUCAUUUUGUGCCUUCUUUGGUCAUUAAAACACACAUAUAUUUUACAUAUAGUUUAAUAUAAGUUGUUUCUUUGUGAAACGCUAAUCUUCAGCCCAUACCAAAAAAAAAAAAAAAAAAGGAGAGACUCUUUGCACUACUACAUUAUCAAUCAAUUGUAAAUUAGUUGGAUUUUUAAGCUUUUUUUUUAAAGCUUACGUUACAGUAAAUCUGAAAAACAAAAGUUUAAACAAACUGGCCAAGACACUAAUUUUUAUGUAUAAUCACAAUAUUUUAUACUUGUCUUCAUUGACUAAAAAUAAUUAUGCUACAUGUAAGUCCUGCACCAGAAGAAUUCUUUCUUCUUGCCAGUGUUUUGGGAUUUGAAGAUAAUGGUUCACUCCAAGAACCUAUUAUUUUCUCUACUGAGGAACCCAAUGUAGAACUUGCACUGACGUUUUUAUAACUGCCUUUAUAUAAAUCUGUAGGUAUCUAAAUGUUAAGGCAUGUAUGAUCUUUGAUAAAGUAUUCCUUUUUUCAAAUUAUAGUUGUAUAAAAGUUUCAAUAUCUUGCCUUAAAUUGGUUGAUUGUUCUUUCUAGGAUUCAAGUAUUGUGGCAUUUAAGAAAAAAAAAAUUCACUUUUGAUACUUAGACUUCAGUUGAAAAAGGACUGAAGCCCCACUAUCAUAAUAGAUUUACUUACAUGUUGUUUGACUAGCAGUGCAAAUAUGAAUGAAUAUGGAAAUUAGUCUCAGCUAUAAGAACCAAAAUACUUUAAUUAUAUUAAGGUAGUGAAUAAAGAUGUAUAAUAUUUUUAUUAAUACCUUGAAUAUAUUCAGUGAAUUGAAUGUGACUUUAUAACUGUACUACAAUUGUAUUAAAAUAUUUCUGGAAUA